Molecule: messenger RNA, 1488 nt
Organism: Alternaria burnsii
Lineage: Eukaryota; Fungi; Ascomycota; Dothideomycetes; Pleosporales; Pleosporaceae
Product: mfs general substrate transporter
Exons: 1
Coding region: 1-1488 (495 amino acids)
Biological process (GO): transmembrane transport
Cellular component (GO): fungal-type vacuole membrane
Molecular function (GO): transmembrane transporter activity
Source: RefSeq, a predicted model, not a curated record
AUGGAUCCAAUCGCCAAUCCGACGGUACAGGUGCAGGACGGAAUGACUACGAGCGACGGGAGACCAUAUGCCGAACCAGAUGAGAUUUGGGAUGGGUUGAGAAGGACAGUGUCGAAGAUGACAGGACGGUCGAAAACGGGGAGCGAAGCGAAGCAGUCUAUUCAUCAAGAGAUGGAAAUCCGAUCGCACGGGCGUACACGGUCGCAUCGGACGCAACCCAUCGACGAACUAGACGAAGAGCCCGGAAUACCUAUCGUAGACGCAGAGGAUGACUUUCCUGAAGGUGGACUGCGUGCAUGGCUCGUUGUCGCAUCAGCGUGCUUGAUGCUGUUCCCUUCUUUUGGCUUCAUGGUUUCCAUCGGCACACUUCAGGACUACUGGGGCCAGCAUCAACUCUCGUACAUGUCGGCGCGUGAUAUCGGAUGGAUCCCUUCGGUCUUCGUUUACUUGUCCCUUGCGCUGGGCAUCUGGGUGGGACCACUCUUUGACCGUUAUGGGCCACGGUGGAUCGCUUUGACCGGAAGUGUCAUGUUCCUACUGAUGAUUUUCCUACUUGCUGAGUGCGACAAGUUCUGGCAGAUGAUCCUUUGCUGUGGUAUACUGGGAGGGUUCUCCGGCGCCAUGCUGACCACUACGAGUCUUGCGGUGGUUGCGCAUUGGUUCAAAGCGAGACGAGGCCUCACCCAAGGCAUCGCAAUGAUGGGAAGCUCCGCUGGUGGUUUGGCAAUUCCGUUAAUCUUACGCACCACCCUUCCAAAGUAUGGCUACGCAUGGUCACUCCGGAUACUGGGCUUUGUAUUCCUCUUUUGCUUCAUCGUCGCCAACAUCCUGAUGAAAGCUCGCAUUCCACCAUCUGCUGCUGCAAAGAAGAAGGCCAUAAUCUCACUGUCCAUCUACGGUGAUCUAAGGUUGAGCCUGUUCACAUUGAGUGUUUUCGGUUUUGAGGUCGUUCUCUUUGGUGGACUGGGCAUCAUGCCUACAUAUGCAUCGAUAAGCACCAACUUUCCGCCGGAUACUGGAUUCUAUCUCAUUGCCGUACUCAAUGGAGUAUCUUGCCUCGGACGACUAUUUCCAGGCUAUGUCGCAGACAAGAUUGGUCGAUUCAAUACCCUAUUCGUCAUGAUUCUGUUCACUUUGCUCUGGAUGUUGGUCCUGUGGUUGCCGUUUGGUACAACAUCGCUUCCAGCUCUGUACGCUUUCGCAGCGCUCUUUGGAUUUGGUACGGGUUCAUGGAUGGCUCUUACGCCUGCAUGUGUGGGACAGCUAUGCAGAGCGGAAGAGUUUGGCCGAUACUAUGGAAGCAUGUACUUCAUCGCUUCUCUUGCGACGCUGGUCUGCAUCCCAAUCAGUGGAGAGCUCGUUGAGACUGUCGGGCCUCAACCUAUGGUAGCUUUCUUCUGUGCAAUCCUCGGGUUGUCGUUGAUUAGCUUCUUGUUCAGUCGCUGGGCGUGUUUAGGAAGACGUUGGACGUUGAGAGUCAAAGUAUAA